UUCACAGAUCCGCUGCCUGGACUCGUGAGCUCAGAGGGAAGCUGCAAGUUCUUCGUGUUUAUCUGCAGUUAUAGUUUAUAAUAUUUGUUGUUAAGGAGAUAUCGGACAAAUGUAGCUACUCACGCACGCUUUGACGAGGAAAGUCCACGGUGUGAAGUAUGUGACUUAGUGGCAUCCAUUGUGUGUUGGCCUCUCACCAAGUCUGUCAGCAGAAAUUGGAGCUCUGCAGUCAUCAGCCGGUGCAUGAAAAAGUCCUUCCAAUGUCUUUAAUAGAGGAUAUUCUAGAUGUGCUGCGCGUCGUCCUGGAGUACUUUGGGGUGCCUCCGGACAUGCUGGUUCCAGUGUGGGACAGUCAGCUGUGCGGUCAGUAUCGCAGCAUUGUGCGGAUGAUUGGGACCAACCUCCCACUGACACCUUCACCACGAAUCCACUUUCAGAUCCCCCUUCUCACCCAUCGGCCCCAGGGUUAUGUGGACGUCACCGCGGAGACGCCGUCCAUCCCCUCGUUCGCUGAUGUCAUGUGGGUGUUCGAGGAUGAAGGGGAGAGCUUUGCUAAGACCAGGAACCAUUUACCUCCAAAGAAGCAAAGUACUGUAAACCAGAAUGUGGUGAGAUACCCAGGACCGGCCCAGCCGAGUAAAGCCCAGAGAGGAGGCGGACCUGUGAGGCAGACAGCUGAUCCAGAGGCUCUGAGGAAGAUCACAGCGCUGGAGAGCGAGCUGCUCAAACUACGAGCUCAGAUAGCCAUGAUCGUUACUGCAGCUCCAGGCUCAGGUCUGACCGAGCCCCAGAAUACCAUAGGCACGCCUUUGAUGUCUCCUCCCCCUCCGCCAGCUCUCACCUCCACACCUCGCUGUGCUGCUCCUCCCCCACCGCCGCCUCCACCUCCUCCUCCUCUUCCUCUUCCUUCCUGCCCAGCCGCCUCCUCUGACUCUGUUUUAGAGCUGAUCCGCCAGCGCAGGAGGAACGAGAAAAACCUUGACAAGCCGCAGGACUCCAAAGUUAAAGGGAUGCCGUCCAUGCUGGAUGUUCUCAAGGACUUAAAUCAAGUUAAACUGCGCUCAGUGGAGAGAUCACCUGGGGGGACACCGGUCAGAAAGAGACGCAGUAAGGGAGGUACAGCAUUGCUCAGUGACCCAGCAGCUCUAAUCGCAGAAGCGUUGAAGAGAAAGUUCGCUCAGCAUCGCCACAACAACUCCUCUGAUAAGGAGAACUCGCUUGAGCUCUCGCCGUUUGGCAGUCCAGAAACACCCAAGGUCCCUCUCCACAUGAGACGCAGUCAGGGUCGCCUCCACCUCUGAUCCUGUCGAUCUGACCCCGAAAUGUCAAACUCAGACGCCCCAUCAGCCAAUAACAGCUCCCACAGAUGUGCCUCACAGACAGAUUACUACUGCAGCUACUGAUUUACAUUUCAUUUUUUAUUUUUGUUUGUCUGUUAUUCUGUUGUUCUUGUAGGAGUGUUUGUCUCACAAUGAACAAUGUUUCUUUGUUGGGAGGCUUGAAUGUACGUUUGUUACUCAGUUCGCUGUGAACGAAGGUUUGGGUACGGUUGUUUUGUACAGUUUCCAGUGUUAUUCAUACAGUAAUGAUACCUUGAGGUGAAAUAAUGUGUUUAAGUAGUGUAGCUACCUGCUUUAACGUCUCUAACGUCACUUUGUGAGGCCUUAUAAUUCUUACCUCAACCAAGUGAAACGAGUAACAGCGGGUACUGAGAUUCACACAGCUCUGUCCUAUGCAACUGCUGUUUCAGCUUCUUUUAUUGUAUUAAAGUGUUAAAGUGCACUGA
This is a messenger RNA of Epinephelus moara (kelp grouper), 1786 nucleotides long. RefSeq names its product mitochondrial fission regulator 2 (gene mtfr2). Gene Ontology annotation, cellular component: mitochondrion. Gene Ontology annotation, biological process: aerobic respiration; mitochondrial fission. The transcript has 8 exons. Lineage: Eukaryota; Metazoa; Chordata; Actinopteri; Perciformes; Serranidae. Bases 261 to 1301 code for a protein of 346 amino acids. The record is from RefSeq and is a predicted model, not a curated record.